Messenger RNA from Mercenaria mercenaria, 540 nucleotides. RefSeq lists its product as uncharacterized. Gene Ontology annotation, molecular function: nucleic acid binding. The transcript has a single exon. The record is from RefSeq and is a predicted model, not a curated record. The coding region runs from base 1 to 540 and encodes 179 amino acids. NCBI's taxonomy places the organism in Eukaryota, Metazoa, Mollusca, Bivalvia, Venerida, Veneridae.
AUGAGAUUCUGGGCAAAUGAACAGCCUCAUUGUUUCACGGUUUGGUGUGCUAUGUCGUCGCACGGAGUGAUCGGUCCAUAUGUGUUUAAGGACACUGUGGAUUCACAACGGAACCUGUCGCUUUUGAAAAACAAGUUUGUUCCAGCGCUUCGAAAGCGAACGGAAAAUAUGCAAGAUGUCUGGUUCAUGCAGGAUGGUGCGACGGCACAUACAUCUAAUAUUGUAUUAGAUUAUCUUCAUGAAACCUUCGGCGAUAAGGUGACUUCCCGACGAUACCCUGAAGUGAAGGAUUGUGGACAAUCUUGGCCCGCACACAGUCCUGAUUUGAACCCGUGCGAUUACUUUCUCUGGGGCUAUCUGAAGUCGGCUGUUUACAGACCAAAGCCAGCGGACACAGAUAUGCUACUGAAAAACAUCAAUUGGGAAGUGAAGAAGAUUAGUGAAGAAAUGUGUGGAAAUGUUACUAACAAUUUCGUAGUGCGAGUUAAACAGGGAAAGCUGAUAAAGGGCCGUCAUAUUGAGAAAGUCAUUCAUUAUUGA